AUGUUCCAGUUGCAGACGGAAGAUGCAGCAUGCAAGGCUUUGCACCUGCUCAGGGCAUCGGCUGCAAGCGGCACUGCCUUCCCACGGAACAUGCGAGGUGGCAGUGUGGAGUCUUUAUGCAGAAAACUGGCAGAUAGUCGUAUCCCGACUACGUUUGGCACAGGGUUUUCGUUAAGGGUGCUUGACAAGAGAAGACAGCAGACCGCACAAGUGACUGGCAUUGCCAUCUCCUCGCAGCAUCGACACUUCGUCCCAGGCCGCGCCAAACUCGUCUGCAUUCCUUGUCGCACAGAGCCCGUGAGGAAGCUCCACCACACCGCGCUGAAAAGACGUCGCUUCCGAUGCCGUGCUUGCCUUUCAUCCCAGUGA
This is a messenger RNA of Symbiodinium natans, 369 nucleotides long. NCBI's taxonomy places the organism in Eukaryota, Dinophyceae, Suessiales, Symbiodiniaceae. The record is from the annotation of a GenBank genome assembly.